CUCUCGGUUUCUCUCUCUCACCACCUGUUAGUUUUCAGACCCUCUGCACUGAGACACUUGUUUAUGAGGGAAGCUUUUAUACUCACGCAAUCAGAGGUAUAACAACAACACAAACAAAGAGCAGGGUGAAGAAAACAGGGCGAAUGAGAUUGAGAGACAAAGAUGGAGAGAAAGGAAGACAAAAUGGUGAGCUCUAUGACGGUGCGUAAAGGAAAGAAACUCAGCAUCUCCAUCCAAGAACACAUGGCCAUUGACGUCUGCCCGGGCCCCAUCCGACCAAUUAGGACCAUCUCUGCCUACUUCCCCCGCCUGUCCCCCACUUCCGAGCCGCUCUCCCCCAACCCCAACAGCUCCUCGUUGGUCCUCAGUUCUGGGGGUACUGACUGCAGGAUGGGCGGCAGCGUCGGGGGCCGGCUCUUGUCGCCCUUGCUGCCGGGGGUGAUGGGAGGAGGUGGGUCGCUGUCAUUGCAGAGCAGCUUGGACACGUCUGUGGAGAUCAACAGUUCAGACAGCGACGACUGCACUGCACUGGGAACACUGGAGUUUGACUUGCGCUACGAGCAAGCCUCUUGUGAGCUUCACUGUACCAUCCUCAGGGCCAAGGGUCUGAAGCCUAUGGAUUUUAAUGGCUUAGCAGACCCAUAUGUCAAACUGCAUCUUCUCCCUGGUGCCUGCAGGGCUAAUAAGUUGAAGACAAAGAUUGUCCGGAACACUCUGAAUCCAGUGUGGAACGAAACCCUUACCUACGUUGGGAUCACAGAGGAAGACAUGCAUAGGAAAACACUCAGGUUGUCGGUGUGUGAUGAGGAUAAGUUGACUCAUAAUGAGUUCAUUGGGGAGUCCCGUGUACCCCUGAAGCGUGUCAAGCCAGACCAGACCAAGCACUUCCACACCUGCCUGGAGCACCCACCCCCGCUACCCUCUCCUACGGCCAUGGGUGCAGCACUCAGAGGGAUAUCCUGCUACCUAAGAGAGCAGUGGGAGAAUGAACAGCUGAACAGUUUGGAGGAGAGAGGCCGACUUCUCCUCUCGCUGCAGUUCCUGACCCCGCCAGACGAGGGCAAAAGGGCUGUUGGAGAAGUGCGGAGAGGCGAGGGUCUGUGUGUCGGGGUGCAGCGCUGCGCACACCUGGCUGCCAUGGAUGUCAACGGGUUCUCUGACCCCUAUGUCAAAACAUACCUGAAGCCCGACACACAGAAGAAAUCCAAACACAAAACAGCUGUGAUUAAAAAGACCCUUAACCCAGAAUUCAAUGAGGAAUUCUUCUAUGAGAUCUCUCUGUCAGAACUGUCCAAUAAGACACUGGAGGUCACAGUCUGGGAUUAUGACCUUGGGCGCUCCAACGACUUCAUAGGUGGUGUGUGCCUGAGCUGUCACUCACAGGGAGACGCCCACCGACAUUGGAUGGAGUGCCUUAAAAACAAGGGCCAGAGGGUAGAGCGCUGGCACGUACUGACCAACGAGCUCCCGAGAUCAGUAUCUCACGACUGAAGCUAAACAUCUGCUGAGACCCAAGGAUGUGCGCCAAUUCUCCACCCUACUCGCAAAGUGUGCAAUUAGAAUAUGCACCCUUGCACACUACCAGUCAUGGAUAUCUCAAUGGUAGAAAUGCUAUUUUUCAUUCCUUACAUACACAUUAUAGCAGACCUAGUCAUGCUGGGACCAUCAGGGUGCAGUGAAAAUAGGCAACCCUUGUUCAAUAAUAUAAUGGCCAUGAGUAAAAUUUGAUCAUUGUUUCGAUGCUCCUGAACCACCCCAGUCAAUGCUUACAACAGUCCAAUACUUUUCAAACCAUGAUGGUGAGUGUGCAACUAUGUGCACGCUUUAGGAGAAGCCUGAGGUAUCAGUAUGCCGGGCCUAGCCCCUCUUACCCCCUACCACCUAAGCACUAUUGAGCCCAGUAUAUAUAUAUAUACAUUUAUAUAUAUUAGAUUAUAUAUUACAAAGUGAUAUAACAGAAAUUGGAAUUAAAUACAAUUAAAUGUAUAGUAAUAAAAUAAAUAGAACAGACAUAUCAUUGACUUGAUGAUUUGAGUGAGGACUAGUGCUGGGACUGAUGUAACAUGAUCAACAUAGACUACAACGCCCACUAAUCACAGGCCUUUGGUUGAUGUGCUUAGAGAAACUUACUUCUGCUUAGAAAUUCCUGUUUUCAAAUUAUUUUCUCACUUGCAAUUCUUCUGUAUGAUAAAUAGUCUUUAGUAGAAAAAUUUUAAGUUUGAAAUGAAAUAACGUUGCCAAUUUUAAUAGGAUAAUUGUUAAUAGGAUAAUUGAUACCUACAACAAUAGCAGCUUAAAGGGUAAUAAUAAUAAUUAAUCAAAUACACAGUAAUGAUUUAAACAUUGUUCUUUUUAUCGUCAUCACAUCUAUUCAGGCAAUUUAUAGCAAUAUGGAAACUUUUGGCCACCUCUAAUUGGGACACCUGUUCUAUUAACUAUAUCUAUUCUCAUCGUAUCAUACAGGUUACAUUUUGAUUAUAUUUGUAUACUAGGCCCCUCAGAUCUGAGAGGAUUGAAUGGAGAAACAACAUGAAGGAACCCAUCUUGUCUGAGCACAAGUGGGAAGCAAUGACCAUGUUGAUCCUAUCUAAAUCUUUCAAAUCUACCGUAGCGCCUUGGAAGUGGGUAUGGCUUGAUUUGGAACUCUUUGAACAUUUCCAGGCUCUCACUAGGUAGGGGUGACUUGCCCCACCAUGGGGAGCAAUGUACCUGUAUGUUUCUGUGUCCAUAGAGGUAUUUUAUAACACCCCAUCACACUGCCGUGAUUGAAAACCUAGGGCUCCAUCUACAUUACAAACCUUCCUAUGUUCUCUGUCUCCUUGCUAAUCUGCUGUUUCAAGUCAGUCUAAAUAAAGCAAAAAUAUGUAUUGAUAUUUAUGCACAGUAAACCCAUAUAGCGUUAAACUGCAUGGAGAAGAUGCAUGCUGAAGACAAGUCAUAUGCAAGGCCUGGAUGUUUAUUCAACACAACUCCUAUCUGCUCUGGAAUGGACUCAAUGAUUUUCUGGUUUUAACUGCUGUUUUAAGUUAUAGGUUUGUCAGUGGUAUGGGGAAUACGGUUCUAAUUGCCUUAUGACCUUAAUACAAACAUUGACAUUCAGAACUCAACAUCACACCUUCAAAUGAAUCGUAUUUCAUCUGCACGUUUCAGCUGUUUUUUGGGCUCUUCGCUUGUUCAACCGAUUUGAUUGACUUACGUAACUGUUAUGGUUAGGUCAACGGCAAAUGGAUAUCUACAUUUGUAAUGAUAUGCCUAUAUUACCACAAAAUCACCAAUAUAUAACAGAUCCUGACUGUAUUGUUAAAACUCUAUUCCCCAAGAUGCACUACUGUGUUGUAAAGCAGUGCACUACUGUGUUGUAAAGCAGUGCACUACUGUGGUAUAAAGCAGUGCACUACUGUGGUAUAAAGCAGUGCACUACUGUGGUAUAAAGCAGUGCACUGCUGUGGCAUAAAGCAGUGCACUACUGUGGCAUAAAGCAGUGCACUACUGUGGCAUAAAGCAGUGCACUACUGUGGCAUAAAGCAGUGCACUACUGUGGCAUAAAGCAGUGCACUACUGUGGCAUAAAGCAGUGCACUACUGUGGCUUAAAGCAGUGCACUACUGUGGCAUAAAGCAGUGCACUACUGUGGCAUAAAGCAGUGCACUACUGUGGUAUAAAGCAGUGCACUACUGUGGUAUAAAGCAGUGCACUACUGUGGUAUAAAGCAGUGCACUACUGUGGCAUAAAGCAGUGCACUACUGUGGUAUAAAGCAGUGCACUACUGUGGCAUAAAGCAGUGCACUACUGUGGUAUAAAGCAGUGCACUACAUAGGUAAUGGGGCUCCAUUUGGGACAGGAACAUUCUCACACCUGUCAAUGAUAUUAUGACUGCAGUUCUUCCAUGUUGAUGCAUGACGCAAUACAGUAUUAAUAAAUUAAAUUGUUGUCCCCUCCCUAAAAUACUCAAAAAAAUCCAUAACUAAAAAUUCUAAUGUAACAUGUUAUUGAGGUGUCUUCCCUGUAAUUUCAUUUUGGUUUUCUGAGAUGUUUUUCUUAUAUUUGUCCCUUAAUGCACGACUGAAUGUAUGAAUGUGGGAUUUUACUAUCACGUUUCAAUGGCUGUAUACAAUCUAAUCUUGUUGUGCUUUUAACGAUCGUUGUUCUAUAUUUAUAUCUUUGUGUACAAUAUGACAAUAAAUUUGGAAUGCAAUACUG
Esox lucius (northern pike) is the source of this 4199-nucleotide messenger RNA. RefSeq names its product double C2-like domains, alpha (gene doc2a). The record is from RefSeq and is a predicted model, not a curated record. The transcript is spliced from 12 exons. NCBI's taxonomy places the organism in Eukaryota, Metazoa, Chordata, Actinopteri, Esociformes, Esocidae. The coding region runs from base 163 to 1491 and encodes 442 amino acids.